AUGUCACCACGGGGAAGUGAACUGCUGAAUUACUUUCAGACUUUUUGUUUUUUGUCUACUUGCGUAGCAGACCUGUGCAACUGGAGAGGAAGCGGUUUGCAGGAGCCUUACUCAGGAGCAGUGCAACAGGUACGACUCCGUUGUACCGAAGGUUCUGUAGAAUGGGUCUAUCCAAGCCAGGCGCUGCGGGUUGUCCUGGACCCCAAUCUGUCCACAGUGCGACACACCACGGUUUGCAUUAAACCUCUCCGAGGUUUCUAUGGAGCCACAGUGUACAUUGAACGCGCCGGCGAGUUAGACCUUUUGAUGACAGAGGGAGAGCGGCCAGAGCAGGUGCGCUGUUUCCGGGCAGAUGGACCUCAAAGCCCCGCCAUUUUCUUGCAGGCUACCCCCCAGAGCGACAUCGUUCGCCGUGUGGCGGGUUUCAGAUAUGAGAUGCUGCGGAAACAGAGCAGUGCGACUGGGGUUCGCCGAACGCUAUUGCAGGCUGCCUGUCGACCUUGCAAUGACACAGAACUCCUUCAAGCAGUUUGCAGCAGUGACUUUGUUGUCCGUGGUUCCAUCCUGAAUGUUACCCAUGACCUGGAGCAGCAGAUGUCAUUCGUGGGAGUCGGAGACGGGAGGGUGUACCGGCAGCGCAGUGGUGUGUUUGAACGAGAUGCUGGAAGCUCUGUGGCCUGGCACGGGUACAUCCACACUCUCCUGCAGUGCCAGGUGAAACCAGGGCCUGGCCAGUUUCUCUUCACUGGUGCUGAGCAUUUUGGGGAAGCCUGGCUCGGCUGUGCCCCCAGAUUCAAAGACUUCCUCUCACUUUAUCUUACAGCUCAAAGACUGCAGCAGAACCCCUGUGAAUUCCCCCUUGAUUAA
Molecule: messenger RNA, 867 nt
Organism: Chanos chanos (milkfish)
Lineage: Eukaryota; Metazoa; Chordata; Actinopteri; Gonorynchiformes; Chanidae
Product: meteorin-like protein
Exons: 4
Coding region: 1-867 (288 amino acids)
Molecular function (GO): hormone activity
Source: RefSeq, a predicted model, not a curated record